AUCACCAAACGACCAACAAAGAGCACUGUGUCAGUCCUGAGCGAGGUGGGAGAGACUUGGCCAAGGAAUCCUUACUGACUGACAUGGGACAGAACCAGGACAAAACUGAAAGUGGAGAGCAGGUUCCUCAUGAGCAGCUGGAAGAAACUCAAUUAUGCCAUAACUCUUUAGGUUUAGAUACUCAUUCAGGUGAGAUCACAGAGGGAGAACGUUUAUGCGAUGAAGAAGAAGAAGAAGAUGAGAAAAAGUCGGAUGACCCACAAUGUUAUCAUCUAAAUGAAAGCCCCAGCUAUGAACCAACAAUAACUUCCAUUGAGAGGGAUAAUCGGCUGUGUGAGAGCCAGUACCCUGCAAGGGAGGUGAGACAGGGAGGGGCUGCAGAAAAGGAGGGCGGAGGUGAGCAUGGAGGAGGAGGCUGGACUGUUCCUCUGUCUCCACAUGAAACUGAGAAGAACCCAGAGAGUACCUUAGGAACAGACCGGCUUAAAACAACCCAAAGAACAUCCAAGGUUAACAAAAACAAAAGGAAAACUGUGGAACAGCUUCAAGCAUCUACAAAAACCAGGAUGGAGCAUCAGGCAGAGGAAAUUUCCCCACCCAAAGAUGUAAACUCAGAGGAGGCAAGCACUUUGGAAAACUCUAAGCAAGACUCUGUGAUGCUGAAGACCUGCACCCAUGGAACUCAUACAGGAUGUGAGUCGCUGUUUGUUCAGGACCUGAAUGAAAUUAUAGUGGAUGAAACUGGAAAUGAGGAUACUAAGCUCUGCAUGGGAACAGGCAGCUUCUUAACUGAGAGGAAGGAACCGCCUCCAGCUCAGCCCCCACAUCCUUUGGAAAACAGUCUCCAGAAAGAGUCUUUAUUACACAUGUGUGAUACCAUUGAAGAGGUGACCCCAAAAGAGAAAACAGAGAUCAAUGAAAAGGAAGUAUCACUUAAAUAUGCUUUAGAGUACACCUCACCAGGGCCAAAGUGGACUGAUGUAUGUGAGCAGGAGACGCAGCCUUCACACCCUGAUAUGGCAGAAACAAACAAAGCAUCAGAAUCAGGACCAAACGGGGUGUUGGAUACUGAGCCAAGCUCUAUUCUAGAGAAGCUGCUGAAGAGAAACAAAACAGAGGCAACCCCAUCCCUUGCUAAAAUAAAAGAGGUUUAUACCAACACAACAGAAGGUCGGGAUGCUGAUAAGGUUCUUAAUAACACAUCAGCAGCAGCACUGAGCGACCAGAACUACCAGCCUGAGCUAGACACAAAAAGCUCUUUAAGCAAACAACCUGAAACAAAUUCUGCAUCAAAGGACUCCCACAUUGAGAUGAGAAACGAGAUUGCCCAAAAUACCUCAUAUUUGGUUUGUUUGCAGCCUGAAGCCAGCGGUAAUUCUACGUGUGAGAGCUCACAAACUGAAUCACAUUACUUAAGGGUUAAGAAAAAUAAUUCAACAGAGGAAUCAGUGAAAGCAGAUGGAGAGAUAGGGUCAAACAUAGGCCCCUCUGAGGAAAUGUCUGCAUUUGGCUCACAACAAUCAGCUGUUUCACACAAGACAGCAUCAUGUGAGCUGCCUGAUGCGAUAGUGGAGGAAUCUAAACCUUCCUUGACUGAGUCCACACCAAAAGAUAGUAGUGGGCAAAUUACCAACUCCUCGCAGAGUCUUAAUGAGGAGACCGACUCUAAUAUUGUUGGACGUCCUUCAUCAGUAAAGAGUGAAAUCAAUAACAAAACAUCUCGCUCUGGUGGAGCAGAUUCUCCAUCAGUUGGUAGGGCGGAGGAAAAAGAGGACCCCAAAGAAACUGUCUCACCACCUGUUCACCCUGAUGCACCUUUAGGAGCAGUUGGGUUGGUUUUCAUACAAGAAAGCAGCAGGGUCUCAUCCUGCACACAGCCGGAUCCUCAGAGUCCUAAUUCUGAAAAAGCUCAUGCGGAGGGACCUAAUGUGGAACCUUAUAGUGAGAAAGACAGUGUCUCCAUGAGAGACAAGUCUCAGAGCUCUCCGAAACCCAGGCCUGUUUCUGACCUUAUCAAGGAGACAAUUCAGAUGCAUGAAAAGCUGCAGCACCAUGACCGACCCAAACCAGCAGAGAUUAAGCCUGCUGAGGAACAGGCGCAAUCUGUGAAGGUGGCCCAGAUGAAGGCAGCUUUUGAUUCGGCUCAGAGAUCCCCAGACAAGGCAGUCGAGAGGAAACCAUCAGUGAGGAGAGGUAAGGGCUUCCAUGCAAGAACAGCAGCAUCCCUGUCUUUCUUUAGGACACUCUUAAAGACCAACCUCUUCAAAGAGCAUCUCUUCCUAACUCUUACCCAUACCUCUGUACCCCUCUACUACUCUUUCUGCACUUCCCCCUCUCUCUUUGCUGUCCCCACUGACUCUGAAUAG
Cyprinodon variegatus (sheepshead minnow) is the source of this 2366-nucleotide messenger RNA. RefSeq lists its product as uncharacterized. Bases 84 to 2366 code for a protein of 760 amino acids. NCBI's taxonomy places the organism in Eukaryota, Metazoa, Chordata, Actinopteri, Cyprinodontiformes, Cyprinodontidae. The transcript has 2 exons. The record is from RefSeq and is a predicted model, not a curated record.